GGCCGCCGGCGUCGCGACCAAAUGUGCGCUGUUGGCAGAAGGACUUGUGCCUUUUGGUCCUAUAUUUGGAAUACGCAUUCAUAACAUUUUGAACUCAACCGGGGCCCAGUGCAUUGCUUCUUCGUCUGCCAUUUCUCGCUCGUACCGCAUAAGUCUAGGAUUGCUUGAUCGGUUUGACCGAUCAAACUUGCGACAUUCUUGAGCCCCUCCCAUCAUUCUUUCAUUCCCCCCUCUCAAUUUGGCGCACGACCAGGAGGUCCCCUACUACCCACGCCAUUUUACCACCUGUGCAACACUCCGGCAUACCUUGGUUCACUCAAACCAAGCACAGGCGCGGAUAGACAAACACCGCGAGUCGAGUAACCACCACUAGCAGCAAGCACCACAAACGGCCCAUUUUGACCUAGCUUUGGCUGUAGCCCAUAAUGGCGUCAAACGAGCCAAAGCUACUAUACGCCAUAGAUGGCAUCUCGGCGUACCACAUUACAAAUGGGAGCGAGGAGACUCUCACGCCCGCCGGGCCACAGACUCUUUCCCUCCUUAUGGUCCCGACUUCGUCCCCGUUCGCCGAUCGGUCUGUUGAUCCCAAGUCCGGAAAGUCUGAGGAGGACUUCUACCUUCACCUCCACCUCCCACCCGAGCUAGACCUCCCCCUCCCAGCGACUACCCAGAUAUACCACCAGCCUCCACGAAGCUACCUCAUUCCACGUUGGGAUCUCGGACGCGACAGCGGUGCCUUUACCCGCAUCGAGUUCCCUGAGCUCGGGAGCCGGAGGCACAUACAGGAGGAUGUAGAUACGUUCGAGACUAUAUUGGCGCAAUGCACAGCCUUCCUGGAGAGGGCGCCGCCGCCCAAGCUUGGCGUAUCUUCUUCUUCCAAGGGCGAGAAGUCUGGCUUUGGUGACGAGAAGGCAGCUGCCAGGUCUAUGGAAACCGGUGUGGCAGGUCCCUCUUCUUCCAAGUCCAAGGCUGCCCUUGCCCAGGAACCGCCCCCAUACAACCCAAACGAUUUCCAGCCUGGAGAGGCAUAUGCACGCGGGAGUCAUAGCAAGCAGCAGACGGGCCAGAUUGUCCUUAUUGACGAGGAGGAUGGCAGUGUAAUAGGGGAGUUGGGAGAGGGAAUGACUGUCAUUGAGCAUCAGGCUCUUCAGCCGGGCUCAAAAGAGCCCGUCGAGAUCACACUUCCAACCGAUUCGACUCAGAACAUAUCCGUGGCACCGGCUUCCAAAGAGUCUGUCGAGAUGCUCAUGCAUCCUGCCUACCAAAAGUCCUUCCUGGUAUCCAAUGCGUCCAUGGCGUCCCGGUUCAUCGUCGGCACUUCGGACAAGGUAUCAAGCAUGCUGCAGUCAGGGGCGACCGCCAUCACCGCCAAGAGCAAACCAGCCAGUAAGCCCAUGACCUUUAAGCCAGCAACCCACGAGCGAAUCCGACGCAUCAACACCUUCACCGGAGGAGCAGUCGGACUUUCUACCAAGACGGUAGGGCAAAUCGGCAAGGUCGCACAAAAUGUGGGCGCAACACUCGCGCGAAAGGGACACAAGGGUGGUGGUAAAGGCUUUGAUAAGGACGGCAACCCCAUCGAUGGCUACAAGCCUGGCUUGUUGAACAAGAGCUUGAUGGCAUUCUCGACCGUAGCCGAUGGCAUCGAGCAGGCGGGCAAGACGCUGCUGACGUCGACAUCGAAUGCCGCCACGACUGUGGUAGAGCACAAGUGGGGUCCCGAGGCCGGCGAUGUGUCGCGCAACCUUGGCUCCGGUGUCAAGAACGUCGGUCUGGUCUACAUCGACGUCACCGGAGUGUCGAGGCGUGCCCUUGUCAAGAACGUGGCCAAGGGCAUGAUCGUAGGUAAAGCACCAAACGGAAAGGAUGUUAUAGUUGGUGGCGGAGAUGGCGGUGUAGUCCCAGUGCCACCGGAGAAGAGACUCAAGGACAGCGAGGGGAAUGGUACUUCUAGUUCCGCAAGCUCAAUCAAGGGCUAUUCGGACGAUAAGAAGGCGGCUAUUGAGUACAAGUGAGUGAGCUCGCUUAACUCGUUAUGGCGGGAAAUAGCCAUGUUUAUUCUUUUUUUACUUGUCGCCACGUUAUCAUUCUGUUGUCCAAUUCGGGAUUAUGGAUCAGAAUUCUGGCAGCGAUAGGAUAUGUUAUUUGCGAAGGGAUUCUGAUUCUGAUAAUUUGUAAGUAUUGAAAAACCUGAUAUCGAAGAUGCAAGUAAUUAAUGAGCAAGAGGGACGCUUACGAAAUCGUG
Pyricularia oryzae 70-15 is the source of this 2245-nucleotide messenger RNA. RefSeq lists its product as uncharacterized. Gene Ontology annotation, biological process: cell division. The coding region runs from base 426 to 2015 and encodes 529 amino acids. NCBI's taxonomy places the organism in Eukaryota, Fungi, Ascomycota, Sordariomycetes, Magnaporthales, Pyriculariaceae. The transcript is spliced from 3 exons. Gene Ontology annotation, cellular component: plasma membrane. The record is from RefSeq and is a predicted model, not a curated record.